AUUUAUAGAUUAUUUCAAUCUACUCCUUCAAUUUUUAAUAGUCAUUUAAUUGAAAUAUACACUUUUGAUACAUUUACUCUUGAAUAUUCAAAAAAUUAUAUCAUUUAAUUACCAUUAUAAGAAUUUACCAAUAACCGAGGGACUAAAAGUAAAAAUUAUGUAAAAAAAUACUAUGAUUACACUCCUAUAUAUACAUUUGCUUGUUGCUCAAGUAGUUAAUUACUCACAACGUUUCAUUAUUUUGCGAUCGAUUAUUCUGAGGUUAUCGAUAAAAAAGAUUUGUCUUGCCUCUAAAAUGGUGUCUCAAAAGCCCAAAAUUGUUAUAAUUGGGGCAGGAAUAGCUGGUCUAACAGCAGCUAAAAAGCUCUACACAACACAAAACACAAAUGAACUAUUUGAGGUUUGUGUUGUAGAAGGUGGAAACAGAAUUGGUGGAAGAAUUUUCACUACUGAAUUUUGUGGUGAUAGAGUUGAAAUGGGUGCAACUUGGAUUCAUGGGAUUGAAGGUAAUCCAAUAUACAAAAUUGCUCAAGAAAUUAAUGGAUUUGAAACUGAUAAGCCAUGGGAUAGUAUGGGAGGUAAAGUUGAUAAAAAAUUGACUAUAACAGAAGAGGGACAUGAGGUACAUUCAUCCUUUGUUAACUCGAUAUCGAAUUUUUUCAAUAAUCUGUUGGAGUUUUCGUCUGGUGAAGGAGAUUUUGAUGGUGGGGUUGGUAGAAAGAUUGUUGAAAGCUUGAAUCUUGAAGAGAAUGGUCGCGUUGAUAAGAUUAGUAUGGGUUCUUAUCUUAGAAAAGGGCUAGAGUUUUACUGGGGUUUAAAGAAAGAUCAAGGAAAUGUUGAAAGUCUCAAUCUUGAAAAUGAUCAAGAAAAUGUAGAAAGCUUUAAUCUUGAGGAUGGUGGCAUUGAAAAAGAACAAGAAAAUGUUGAAAGCUUCAAUCUUGAAAGUGGUGGUGUUGAAAAUGAUCAAGAAAAAGUUGAAGGCUUCAAUCUUGAACAUGCUGGUACUGAAAAAGAUCAAGAAAAUGUAGAAAGCUUCAAUCUUGGACAUGUUGGUAUUGAAAAAGAUCAAGAAAAUGUAGAAAGCUUCAAUCUUGACGAUGAUGAUGUUGAGGAAGAUCAAGAAAAUGUAGAAAGCUUCAAUCUUGACGAUGGUGGUGUUGAGAAAGAUCAAGAAAAUGUAGAAAGCUUCAAUCUUGACGAUGGUGGUGUUGAGAAAGAUCAAGAAAAUGUAGAAAGCUUCAAUCUUGAUAGUGGUAGUACUGAGAAAGAUGGAGAAAAUGUUGAAGUUUUUGAAAAUUGGAGUAGAAAAGCACUUGAAGAAGGUAUUUUUGCUAUGUUUGAGAAUAUACAUAGGCAUUAUUCAUCAGCUGGUGAUUUAGGUACUUUAGAUUUCAAUGGAGAAAGUGAGUAUUGUAAUUUUCCUGGAGAUGAAAUAACUAUAGCCAAAGGGUAUUCAUCUAUUGUUGAAUCUUUGGCUUCUGUUUUACCACCUGGUUUGAUCCAAUUAGGUCGAAAAGUCUCGAAAAUUGAAUGGCAAUUGGAAACUAGUGAUGGUAAUAAGCCAGUGAAGUUGCAUUUUAGUGAUGGAUCAGUUAUGUAUGCUGAUCAUGUCAUUGUUACAGUCUCAUUAGGAGUUCUAAAACAAGGAAUUCGCGAGGACUCGAGUCUUUUUAGUCCUCCACUUCCUAAGUUCAAGACUGAAGCCAUUUCAAGACUUGGUUUUGGUGUUGUUGAUAAGGUGUUCUUGCAACUUACCCCAACUCAUCAUGAUGGGAUGAAUUUCCCUAACAUGAUGAUGGUUUUUCAUCAGUCAAACGCGAAGCUGAAGAAUCCGAAAAUCCCUUUGUGGAUAAGGAGGACUACACUUACACAUCCAGUUUAUCCAGAGUCAAGAGUUGUGGUAUCAUGGUUUGCAGGUGAAGAAGCUUUGAAGGUUGAGACUCUUGAUGAUGAUGAGAUCAUCGAGGGGGUCUCGAUAACAAUGUCAGAGUUUCUAUCAAACACAAAGCAUUACAAGAACUCCAUCAAGUUCAGUAAAGUUUUGAAGUGCAAAUGGGGUACUGAUCCAUUGUUUUUGGGAUCAUAUACUCAUAUAGCUGUUGGAUCAAGUGGGGAUGAUUUGGAUGCUAUGGCUGAACCAUUGCCUAAAGAGAUCAGUGAUGAUAAAAAUUCGAAGAAAAGUCCUCGACUUCAAGUUUUAUUUGCAGGUGAAGCAACAAGUAGAAAUUACUAUUCAACAACACAUGGUGCUUAUCUUACUGGUCUUAGAGAAGCUAAUAGGCUUCUUGAGUAUUUUCAAUGUGUUGAUGUCUGAAAAAAGUUUCUUAUUGUUAUUGUUUUUCAUAUUUUGGAAUUGUGUGUUUGUUAUACUCCCUCUGUAUGAUGGGGAUUUGAAAGAGUAAAAAGGGAAUUAAAGAAGCUUUUCAUUUAGUUUUGUUUUCAAUUUGUUGAUUAGUAGGAGGAUUAAAGAUUUAUCUUUCUUAUAAUUUGAUGGUUCUUGCUUUCUUAACUAUUAUUGACAAAUGAACAUGAGAGUGUAAUACACAUAUACAACAAUUUAUACAAUGUAAUAUUUUUUUCAUGACAAGGAAAAUCCACCGUCGCUAUCUUUAGGUACCUUUGCUGCUAAGUCAUAUGCAAUAGCUCACAAACCACAUAAUAGAGAUAACUGGUACUAUGGUCAGCACAAGGGAAAACCUUUGCUCCUAUGCAAUAGCUCGUAAACUAUACAGGAGAGGUAACGUGUACUAGGCAAGUUUGAUUUGACGAGCUCAAUCUAAAAGACAAACAUCCUGCUUUAGUUGACAAAGAGUUUCAAACUUUAGACUUAUCUCGUGCAAUUCCACAAGUACAAUUCAAUUUUUGAAAAGAAACAAAACUAAUUACUUAAUAUGUGUACUAUUUGCAUGAUUUGCAUCAUGCAGUAGAAACGUAGCAUCAUUUAAUUACUAUAUCUAUGGUCAGACAUCUCUAUAACAUCUUAUUAUAACCGAUACGAUUUAAAUGUAUCUUGAAAUGAAUUUUACAUAUUAUGUUAUAUUCUAUGCUCUCUAUGAUAACAUUUCGCUAUAGCAAACCAAAAAAA
Molecule: messenger RNA, 3085 nt
Organism: Solanum lycopersicum (tomato)
Lineage: Eukaryota; Viridiplantae; Streptophyta; Magnoliopsida; Solanales; Solanaceae
Product: probable polyamine oxidase 5
Molecular function (GO): polyamine oxidase activity
Source: RefSeq, a predicted model, not a curated record